Molecule: messenger RNA, 1583 nt
Organism: Oryzias latipes (Japanese medaka)
Lineage: Eukaryota; Metazoa; Chordata; Actinopteri; Beloniformes; Adrianichthyidae
Source: RefSeq, a predicted model, not a curated record
CCGGUGUUAAACGGAAGUAGAAAAAGGGGCAAAAUAGCCGUCAUGGCCGAAAAGAGGAUUGUUUGGGGUGGACAUUUGCUCCUUUUAUUAGUUUGUGUGGCUUUUCUUCAUUUAUUUAUCUGUCCGUUUACCAAAGUUGAAGAGAGCUUUAAUCUGCAGGCGACACAUGAUAUUUUAUAUCACAGACUCGACUUUGAUAAAUAUGACCAUCAUGAAUUUCCAGGUGUGGUACCUCGCACUUUCCUCGGCCCACUCUUCCUCUCCGUCAUCAGCAGCCCUUUUGUUUUUGUCUCUUCUCUGUUGGAUGCGCCGAAAUUCUACUCUCAGCUCAUAGUCAGAGCUUCUUUAGGGCUGUGUGUAACCGCUGCUUUGUGGCACAUGCAGAAGGAGGCGAGGAAGCAGUUCGGUUCCACGGUUUCUAGCCUUUUCUGCCUGAUCUGUGCUUCUCAGUUUCACCUGAUGUUCUACAGCACCAGGACUCUCCCGAACGUUUUUGCACUGCCGAUAGUUCUCUUGGCGUUCACAGCGUGGAUGGCGCAGAAACACGGCCAGUUCGUUGGCCUCUCCGCCUUCGUCAUCGUGGUGUUUCGGUCGGAGCUCUGCAUCUUCCUGGGCCUCAUGUUACUGUUGUCCCUGCUGAGCAGGAGACUGGGGCUGCUGCGGCUGCUUUGGUACGCUGCUCCUGCUGGAAUCCUCUCAUUAGCUCUAACGGUUGCUGUCGACACCUUCUUCUGGAGGAAGAUGCUGUGGCCCGAGGGGCAGGUGUUGUGGUACAACACCAUCCUGAACAAAAGCUCCAACUGGGGAACCUCCCCUCUUCUGUGGUACUUCUACUCCGCCGUGCCGCGCGGCCUCGGCUGCACGCUGCUCUUCGUGCCCCUCGGCCUCCUUGACGCGCGGAUGAGGCCGCUGCUGCUUCCAACCGUCGGCUUCGUCCUCGUCUACUCGCUGCUGCCGCACAAGGAGCUGCGCUUCAUCAUUUACACCUUCCCGGUGUUCAGUUUGGUGGCGGCACGCGGAUGCUCUUUCAUUUUGAAUAACUAUCGGAAGUCUUGGAUGUACAAAGUGGGUUCAGUAGUUGUGGUUGGUCAGCUGCUGGUCAACGCUCUCUACUCAAGCGUUUGCCUCUACAUUUCUCACCACAACUACCCAGGAGGCCAAGGGAUGCUGGAGCUGCACAGAAUGCUGCCCCCUACAGCAGAUGUUUCUCUCCAUAUCGACACUUAUGCGGCUGAAACUGGAGUGUCGCGCUUCUUACAGCAAAACACAAACUGGAGAUAUGACAAAAGAGAAGACGUGGGUCCCACAAGCCCUGAAAUCCAAACUUUGUCGCACCUCCUGAUGGAGGCCAACGACAGCAGGAUCCAGCUGCUCCGCAACACUCAUCGGCCGAUAGCCUUCAUCCGAGGUUACCACAACAUCGUCGUCGACACGGCCCGCUUCCCCCCUGCCAGUGUACAACUGGAGAGGAAGACUGUUCUGAUGGAGAGAACGACGACCCCCCAGCGAUGACAGAAAUAAAGUCUAAUUUUUUCUAUUAGAAAACCUCAAAUUUGUAAAUAAAAUCUCAUUCGUCUCCCAUA